Esox lucius (northern pike) is the source of this 2345-nucleotide messenger RNA. RefSeq names its product mediator complex subunit 17 (gene med17). Bases 151 to 2118 code for a protein of 655 amino acids. Gene Ontology annotation, molecular function: transcription coregulator activity. The transcript has 12 exons. Gene Ontology annotation, biological process: regulation of transcription by RNA polymerase II. NCBI's taxonomy places the organism in Eukaryota, Metazoa, Chordata, Actinopteri, Esociformes, Esocidae. Gene Ontology annotation, cellular component: mediator complex; core mediator complex. The record is from RefSeq and is a predicted model, not a curated record.
UUUAAGAUCAUACAACUCUAGGACAAGCUUUUAUACCAGAAAAUGCACAGUGAGUACUUCAGAGCUGUAGGUGGCGCUCAAAACUCAUAGAAGACAACAAGCGUCGCCUAUUCAAAACCGUUUUAGGCGUGUGACUCCUGCAGUGCCGUCAUGUCGGGUGUUGGUCCAGCUGUCCGUGUCAGCAUCGAGUCGACAUGCGAGAAGCAGGUUCAGGAGGUGUCUCUGGACGGGAUGGAGACAUAUGUCCCUCCGUUGUCCAUGUCCCAGAACCUGGCCAAGUUAGCCCAGAGGAUCGACUUUGGCCAAGGCUCUGACUCUGAUGAGGAGGGGGUGGAAGCAGAACCCCGGGACCCUCAGGAGUGGGGGAAAACAGAGGCAGAGGAGGAUGAAGGUAUGCUAUUAGAGGCAGAGGAGGAUGAAGCCACGGUGAAGUUCCAGCCAUCCCUGUGGCCCUGGGACUCGGUGCGUAACAACCUUCGCAGCUCCCUGACAGAGAUGUGUGUGCUGUACGAUGUCCUCAGUGUCGUCAAGGAGAAGAAGUACAUGGCCCUGGACCCAGUGUCACAGGACCCCUCGGCCGGGAAGACACCCCAGGUAUUCCAGCUCAUCAGUAAGAAAAAGUCUUUGGCCACAGCUGCUCAGCUGCUUCUGAAAGGGGCAGAGAAACUCAGUAAGUCAGUGGCCGAGAACCAGGAGAACCGAAGACAGAGGGAUUUCAACUCAGAGCUGCUGCGGCUUCGCUCCCAGUGGAAACUACGCAAAGUAGGAGACAAAAUCCUGGGAGAUCUCAGUUACAGGAGCGCAGGAUCGUUGUUUCCUCACCCUGGCACAUUUGAAGUGAUAAAGAACACAGACAUCAACCUGGACAAGAAGCUGCCGGAGGAUUACUGUCCACUGAACGUCCAGAUCCCCAGUGAUCUGGAGGGAUCCGCCUACAUUAAGGUUUCAAUCCAAAAACAGGCCCCUGACAUUGGUGACCUGGGCACGGUGAACCUGUUCAGGAGGCAGCCUAAAGCUAAAGCAGGCACUCAGCCAUGGCAUGUAAAGCUGGAGGCUGCUCAGAACGUGCUGCUCUGUAAGGAGAUCUUUGCCCAGCUGUCCCGGGAGGCAGUUCAGAUCAAGUCCCAGAUCCCCCACAUUGUAGUCAAGAACCAGAUCAUCUCACAACCCUUCCCAGGUCUCCAGCUGUCCAUAUCUUUGUGUCACUCCACUGGAGAGAAGAAGAACCAGAGGGCCUCGCCAGAGAAGCCUAAACCUGACGACCACCUCUACGUUCUAGAACAUAACCUGCACCAGCUCAUGCGAGAGUUCCACAAGCAGACUUUGAGUUCGAUAGUGAUGCCUCACCCGGCCAGUGCCCCCUUUGGCCACAAGAGGCAGCGUAUGGCAGGGCCCAUGGCCUACGACAAAGCAGAGAUCUCAAGUCUGCAGCAGAAUGAGGGCCUACUGGAGAAGAUCAUCAAGCAGGCCAAACACAUCUUCCUGCGCAGUCGGACUGCGCGGACCAUCGACAGCUUGGCCAGCCGUAUAGAAGACCCCCAAAUCCAGGCCCACUGGUCCAACAUUAACGAUGUGUAUGAGUCCAGUGUCAAAGUUCUCAUCACCUCGCAGGGCUACGAGCAGAUCUGCAAGUCUAUCCAACUGCAGCUGAACAUCGGGGUGGAGCAGAUCCGGGUGGUGCACAGGGACGGACGUGUCAUCUCUCUCUCUCACCAGGAACAGGAGCUGCAGGACUUCCUGCUCUCACAGAUGUCUCAACACCAGGUUCAUGCGGUUCAGCAGCUGGCUAAGGUGAUGGGCUGGCACGUCCUCAGCUUCAGUAACCACGUGGGCCUAGGCUCCGUGGAGAGCAUCGGAAACGCCUCCGCCAUCACAGUCGCGUCCUCCAACGGGGAAUAUGCCAUCUCAGUUCGUAAUGGUCCGGAGAGUGGCUGUAAAGUCCUGGUCCAGUUCCCACGCAGCCAGAGCAAGGAGCUGCCCAAGUCUGAUGUAAUCCAGGACGGGAAGUGGAACCACCUGCGAGGGCCCUAUAAGGAGGUCCACUGGAGCAAGAUGGAGGGACGCAACUUUGUCUACAAGAUGGAGCUGCUCAUGGCCGCCCUCACCCCCUGUCUUUAGAUCUAGCUACCACUAUUAGACACACUCUCUUUCUCUUGGAUUUUCACACAUUCCUACUUAAGUCAUGUGGAAAAACUUGUCAGAUCUUGAAAUUAUGUUUGUAGAUUUGCCUGAGCAUUUGACAUGCGUGUACCUGUGCAAACCUGUCUAUUUUACAUUCAUUUACAUUGAUAGAAACCUCAGACCUCUGUCAGCUGUGAAAAAUAAAUGUAUUUGUUUCCACAAUC